Pygocentrus nattereri (red-bellied piranha) is the source of this 824-nucleotide messenger RNA. It is a transcript of the gene cryba2a, whose product is annotated as crystallin, beta A2a. Gene Ontology annotation, molecular function: structural constituent of eye lens. The coding region runs from base 65 to 661 and encodes 198 amino acids. Gene Ontology annotation, biological process: visual perception; lens development in camera-type eye. The transcript has 5 exons. NCBI's taxonomy places the organism in Eukaryota, Metazoa, Chordata, Actinopteri, Characiformes, Serrasalmidae. The record is from RefSeq and is a predicted model, not a curated record.
ACCCCGACAUAGAUCACGCCACAUCUCUCCCAAUUCGGCACCUGGAGAGAGCAGACAAGCGGCCAUGAUGAACCAACGAGAGCAGAUGGAGCAGAGGGGUCAGUUCAGGAUCACCGUGUGGGAGGAGGAGCACUUCCACGGUAAACGCUGCGAAUUCAUGCUAGAGUGCCCCAACAUCCUGGAGAGGGGCUUCCAGAAGAUCCGCUCCAUCAAGGUCGAGAACGGCCCCUGGGUGGGUUAUGAGUAUCCCGAGUACCAGGGCCAGCAGUUUAUCCUGGAAAAGGGAGACUAUCCCUGUUACCAGGCCUGGAGCGGCAACAGCGGCUACCGCACUGAGCACCUGCUCUCCUUCAGACCAGUCAAGUGCGCUAACCACAGCGACAGUAAGGUGACCCUGUACGAGUGUGAGGAUCUCCAGGGACGCAAGUUUGAGAUAUGUGAUGACUACCCAUCCCUCCAGGCCAUGGGCUGGUGCAGUAAGGAGGUCCCCUCCAUUAAAGUGAACUCUGGAGCGUGGGUGGGCUACCAGUUUCCCGGUUACCGUGGAUACCAGUACAUCUUCGAGAGAGACAGACGUCAGGGCGAGUACAAAAACUAUAACGACUUUGGCACCCAGGCGCACACCAAUCAGAUCCAGUCUAUCCGCCGCGUGCAGCACUAAACCCGCUCCCCAUUGGCUGCUCCGUACCUACCCUAAUGUGACGUGACACCUGACAACAUCGGCAAUAAACGCUCAUUCAAACUCCAGAGAAGAAUAAUAAACACAGAGAUUCUGCUUGUCGACAUUCUAUUGCUCAAUAAAAGUCUGCGUCAGGAAAAUUGAA